AUGCCUUUUUCUAAUAUUAUCAAUAGCGCAGAGAGUAUCGGUGUUGGGCCAAAGUUGGAAAGUAAUAGAUCUAGAAGGUUAUCGACUUCAUUACAUGAAUUGAUUAGACAAGGUUGUGGACCACUCGACACUAGAACCCGUCGUGAUUCCGGAGAUCUCUCAUCUCGUUUCCCAGCUAUUGUCCUUGACCCUCGUGCACCUUCUUCUCCUAUAAUCAAGAAAGAAGAGUCUCCCCUUGUCCAAAUCGAUCAAAUUGCGAAGAUCAAUAACAUCUCCUCGACCAACAAAUUGAAUCAGAAUCAGAAUCAAAACCAAAAUCAGAAUCAAAACCAACACCAGAAUUUGAUGAAAGUGGAAUCAGAUUCCAUUCCUGGUCAAAUUCAUAAACGUCUUGAACAGAAUAAUCAACUCAAUACAAAACCGAAAUUUCAUUCUCCAUUAUGUGAUGAUAUCAUCUCUACUCCGACUUGCCCUUUACCUCAAAUCAACAAAAUCGGAAAAGAGAAUUGUUGUGAUUCGUUGAAAAAAGAAAAAGAGAAAGAUGUGAUUUGUCUUUGUGUUAAGACAGGAGAUGAAGUUGGACAAGAUGCCAUUGAUGUUGAUAAAGAUAAAGUUGAAAUCGAAAUUCAAAUCAACGAUUCGACUGUCGUUAGUCCUAUUCAGGAAGAAAAAGAACAAGAAAAAGAGGAAGGGGAAGGGAAAGGGAAAGAAGAAUAUCUUGAACAUUUGGAAAAUUUAGGUCAACAAGGUUAUGAAACUUCACUUCGACAAGUCGGAAAUUGA
Molecule: messenger RNA, 783 nt
Organism: Tremella mesenterica DSM 1558
Lineage: Eukaryota; Fungi; Basidiomycota; Tremellomycetes; Tremellales; Tremellaceae
Exons: 3
Coding region: 1-783 (260 amino acids)
Source: RefSeq, a predicted model, not a curated record